Molecule: messenger RNA, 954 nt
Organism: Diprion similis
Lineage: Eukaryota; Metazoa; Arthropoda; Insecta; Hymenoptera; Diprionidae
Product: actophorin-like
Exons: 3
Coding region: 97-567 (156 amino acids)
Molecular function (GO): actin binding
Source: RefSeq, a predicted model, not a curated record
GCAGUCGUCGAACAUCUCGUCACUUGUAACCAGGAGCUCGAUUCCGAAUAACCCAUAGUUACAGGACUUCUUUUCCUUCGUUAAACGAUAUUCAAGAUGGAGUUCUACUCGGUCGUUUUGCUGGUUGUAACCAUCGCUGCGGUUAACAGUGCCGAGGUAGGGAAAUCGGUGCCGGAGAGUCUCGAAAAGCUGAAUAAAGGAGAACUACGAUACAUCAUUUCCUUACUGAAAGACGGAGUUCAGACCGAUGUGGUGGAUAGCGGAGCACGAGAUGAAUCGUUCAAGGAUUUGGCGGAGAAGCUAAGCAAACAUGAUGAUCCUCGCUAUGGAAUGAUCGACUACGAAUACCAAGAGAACGGAUCUCCAGUCACGAAACGAGUGCUGCUCCUCUGGAACCCGGAAGCCGCGACGCCAGAAGCAAAGAAAAUUUACCGCGACGCAUACAACGAGAAACAGGCUGCAGCAGCCGGAGCUGACUACUUUGUAGAAUUCAACAAGAAGAGUGAAUUGACUGACGAGAGCCUAGUUGCCAAACUGAAGGCAACUCUACCCAUUCCUAAAGCGUAAAGUGGAAGGAAGUAAUCUUAAGGGGAUGCUAUAGUCUGUUCUUACCGACUGCGUUAAAUGUCGUAUUCUAAAUGCAAUUCUCAACAAAAACACAACAAAAUAUUGUUGUGUGAUUUCAUUCAAAUUUGCAUCUAGAAUCCGGCUGUUGAAUCUUUUUUGUAUCCAUGAUCCGGGAACAUUUAGAGACAUCCAAGUCUACGUCGGAAUCGAGUAUAGCAUCCCUUUGAGAGAAUCACCGUACGACAGUGAAUCGGUGCAUAUAAUUACUUUUGGUAUAUUCAGUUCAAGGUUUUACUUAUCAUUGUAAUAGAAAUGUAUAAUCCGUGCGCAAAGUAGCUACUGAUGUAGCCACGCAUGCAUAACAAUAAAGCGUUUCCAAUUAAGCCA